CUGAGGAAACACAGCGACGAGAAAGUUGUUUUGGAUUACUUUCACUUUUUUAGAUCUUUCAUUUCGACAGUAAGUGCUCGAAAAUGAAGGAGUAUUUAUUUCCAAUAGGUUUUUUCCUUUUCUUGUUUGUGGAAAUUAGAGAAAUUAAUGGAAAAAUGAACUUAGCGUACGAUGUUUACUUACCAUCUAGUGGAGAACAGCCUGGAUUAUCUCCCAUAGUUUUCCUGCAUGGAUUUUUAGACUCAAAAAAAUCCUGGAAAUAUGUCGCACAACCUUUAGCCGACAAAACAGGACGAACAAUAUAUACUUAUGAUGCUCGAAACCACGGAGACAGUCCAUGGACAUCGGACUUCAAUAUAGACAUUUUGGCGGAAGAUUUAGAAGACUUUCUUGCUUUACGUAACAUAUCAGAAACCAUAUUGGUAGGUCACAGCAUGGGUGGAAGAACAGCCCAGACACUUGCUCUAAGACAGCCUGACAAAGUACAGAUACUAAUUGUUGAAGAUAUGUCAAUGGCAGACUUAACUCAAUUGCCUGACGCUGCUACUGGAUUGCUUAUGAGACUGUUACGAAAGUCAUUGACUGCCAUCCCUCCUAAUGCGGAUGCAGAAACAGCAAUAGAGGCUGUAAAAGCAUUUUUCUUAAAGGCUAUUCCCGAAAGUUUUAUUCCUCGGAGAGCAUUUGAUGCUAGUAUUGCACCAGUAAAUAUUGACGGAGGCAAUAUCACUUGGCAAGCCAAUCUCGACGUUCUGGAACAGAGCAUCUAUGCUGGAGCAUUAGGCAAUAAUUUUAACAGGAUUAUUUGAAAAAGAUACUUUAUAUAUUUAUGGUACUAAAUCCUUAGCAAGAGUUGAUAAAGAUGACCUUAUAAAAGUGUAUUUUCCUCAAGCACAACUUCUGGGGUUCGUAGGAGCUAAUCAUCUUAUUCAUCACGAAUAUCCGGAGGAUUAUGUUCGAGAAAUUGCUCGUUUCAUCACUGGCAUUAUUACACCUACAUCAACAUGCUGAUCGACUUUUAUGCUCAAUACCUUAGUCCUUAUUUUGUUACGUAGCUGCAAUCUAAAGAACAUUCAAGUUUGCCAGUGAAAUGAAUUUACUGAUAUCAUAAUUUUCCGAUUUUGUUAUUUUCUUUAAAAAAAAACUGUAAGCCUGACAACUGUUGUAAGUUAGAUGAUCUUAUAAAUGUGUAUUUCCCUCAAACAUAACUUCUUGGGUUCGUAGAAGGAACUCUUCUUUUUCAUCACGUAUAUUCUAAGGAUUAUAAUCUAGAAAUUGCUCUCAUUUCAUGCCUGCCGUUAUUACGCCAACAUCAACGUGCUGAUCAUCAUCAGAGAUUAAGAGCCAUUGUCUGUAAGAAUCAGGCAGUUCAAAGCAUUUGUGAUUGUUGACAUUUUUAAUUUUUUUAUUUUCACAUAUGUUGUUCCUUAUCAUA
Molecule: messenger RNA, 1432 nt
Organism: Uloborus diversus
Lineage: Eukaryota; Metazoa; Arthropoda; Arachnida; Araneae; Uloboridae
Product: protein ABHD11-like
Exons: 6
Coding region: 84-806 (240 amino acids)
Cellular component (GO): mitochondrion
Source: RefSeq, a predicted model, not a curated record